GAAUUUUGAUCGGUUGGGAUUGAAUCCGAUUUGUCAAUAGCGCGAAUUGAUUAGGUCAAUAUUAUUGUCAUAUGAUAUGUCAUAUGUCGUGUCAUAUGGCAUAAAUUGAUAAUAACCCUUUUAAAUAAUGUUUAUUUAGAAAACACAUUGCUUCAAUAUUUCCAAUUAUGAAAUAAUCAUGGUUGACUAAUAACUAAAAUUAAUUCAAGCGUUUGUUAAAUAAAUAUGGUACAUUUGCAAUUUUUUUUUGUUGAGUGAACAAAAGACGUGUUUUAAAGAUUUAUUAAAACAACAAUGAGUUUUAACAGUGGAAAUAAAAAUGUUAAUGACAUGAUUAUUGCAUCGAAAAAUAAUAGGAAAAAUGCUAAAGACUUCCUUAAAUGGAUAGAAUCUUCCCGUUUAAAAGUCUUACAUGAAUUGGAUAGAGGAGCAUUUGGAGUUGUUCAUAAGGCUAGAUGGUAUAAAAGAAACUAUACAGAUACUGUUGCCGUGAAAUUUUUUCAUGAUGAUAGAGAAUUUUUAAGAGAGUUUACAAAUAUUCACAGAAUGAUAAAAAGGUGUUCUAGUGAGGAUGACACUAUAUCAGAGAAAAAUCUCGUUCAUUAUUAUGGUGCUACAUAUGAUUAUGAUAAUGAAGAAUAUGGUAUUGUCAUGGAAUAUUAUUCACAAUCUUCUUUGAGCAAUUACUUAUAUAAAAAAUGGAAAAAAAUUUAUUGGGAAGAAAGAUUAAAAAUUCUUCGAGACAUCUCUUACGCUCUUUACAUACUUCAUGAUCAAGAUUUAGUUCACGGAGAUUUGCAUAGUGGAAAUAUAAUGAUUGAUGAUGAUAAAGAUGACCCAAAUAUUGCAUGGAUUGGUGAUCUUGGAUUUUGUAGAGAAGAAGAAAAUGAGAAAAAAUACGAUGGUUUUCGUGGUGUAAUGGCCUUUAUGGCGCCAGAAAUCCUUAAAGAAUUACCGUAUAGUAAAAAAGCGGAUAUUUAUAGUUUUGGAUGCAUUAUGUAUCAUGUUUCAACUAACAGAGCUCCUUUUUAUGAAAGAGCUCAUAACAGACGAUUAAUGAGACAAAUUUCUGAAGGGCUUAAACCAACAAUUUAUCAAGACGACGAAAUUCCUCCGUGUUUUGAAAGUUUAAUGCAUCAGUGUUGGAAUUUUAAUCCUAAAAAUAGGCCUAAUGCUUGUACUUUGUACAAUAAAUUUUGCGAUUGGAUUGAUGAUGAUGAACGAUUUGAGGAUGUAAAAUGGGACACAAUCAAACCGGUAAAGAAAUCAGAUUACCAUAGAGAAACCAACUAUAUGAGUCAAACAUGGAUAUUCUAAUGAUAUGCUGUAUUUUGGUCUGGAAUUUUACAAUAGCACAAUGAUUUUGAUGUAAAUUUGAUGUAAACGACUAUACAUUAAAAAUGUAUGCAUUUUACGAUUUUGCGUGCACGUUAAAGACUUCGUAAUAUAUAAAUUUUAGCUCAAAAUAAGUUAAAUGUUGCGUGACUAUACAAUUUUCCGUUGAUAAGUAUUUUUGAUUUAAUGUUAAUCAAACUGGAGAACAAUCUUAUUUAUCAAUUGAUCCCUUGUAAAGAUUGUAAAGAAUUUAUUCAAAAUUUUUUUCAUUAAUUAUCAUUAAUUACAUUAAUUAUCAGAAAAUAUUUAUUUUACAAAUAAAUUAAUAAACGUGAACCUUGUAACUUUUAAA
Messenger RNA from Rhizophagus irregularis DAOM 181602=DAOM 197198, 1687 nucleotides. RefSeq lists its product as uncharacterized. The record is from RefSeq and is a predicted model, not a curated record. Gene Ontology annotation, cellular component: cytoplasm. NCBI's taxonomy places the organism in Eukaryota, Fungi, Glomeromycota, Glomeromycetes, Glomerales, Glomeraceae. Gene Ontology annotation, biological process: signal transduction; protein phosphorylation. Gene Ontology annotation, molecular function: protein kinase activity; ATP binding.